Neoarthrinium moseri is the source of this 1455-nucleotide messenger RNA. RefSeq lists its product as uncharacterized. The record is from RefSeq and is a predicted model, not a curated record. Gene Ontology annotation, cellular component: nucleus. Gene Ontology annotation, biological process: positive regulation of transcription by RNA polymerase II. The coding region runs from base 1 to 1455 and encodes 484 amino acids. The transcript is spliced from 5 exons. NCBI's taxonomy places the organism in Eukaryota, Fungi, Ascomycota, Sordariomycetes, Amphisphaeriales, Apiosporaceae. Gene Ontology annotation, molecular function: DNA-binding transcription factor activity, RNA polymerase II-specific; zinc ion binding; transcription cis-regulatory region binding.
AUGCGACGCCGAUAUCAAGCUCUUGCUUUGAGUGCUUACAAGUCAGGAUGUCUUACAUGUCGCGAGACUCACACCAAGUGCGAUGAAAUCAGACCCACCUGCUCCCGAUGUGCGCGUCUCCAGGUUAAAUGUGUGGGAAAGGGCUACGCGUUCAGCGUCAAGGAGGUAGCUCGUCCCGCAGAGGGUCAGAGUAAGCUCGUCUCAGGACGUGCUGUCCGCGACAAAGUCAUCGCCCUUACUAAUUCCAAGCCCGCGGCUCCAUCCCCCUCCGCCGGUGGCUCUAUAUAUCUACAUCAUUUUGUCACUUUCUGUUCCAAGGCUCUCUUCUUCGCUGACGACAAGACUGAUAAUCCCUUCUCGCGCGAGAUAUAUCGUCAUUUCGCCGGCUGCGAGCAUCUACAGCUUGCCGUCAGCGCCUUAUCAGCCGGUGACCUUCGCAGGAGGCACCCAGGCCAUAAUGAGAAGUAUUUUAAUUUCUACGGUCGGGCGGUGAACAAGCUGAACGGUGCACUCGCGUCACCGGAAACUGCAACUUCGGUUGCCACCUUGCUAUCUGUCAUGUUGCUCUGCUUCUGCGAGAUCUCAAGCGCAAAUUCUUCUGCAUGGCUCAGCCAUAUCAAAGGAGCCCGUGAUCUUCUUGUCCUCCGUGGCGGCCCAAAGAAAGAUCCUGUCUUCGCUCGUGUGUUUUCUCUCAUUGACAUCGGAUCGAGCUUUUUCCUAGGACGCGAAACACUGCUCCCUGUCGACUACAUGGACGAAAAGCAGGGGACGGUCACAUCGAACACACCGAUCGAAUCCUGGCCGUGCUGGGAUACGACAGGCACCACAAUUGAACGAUUCAACCAAAGAUUAAGGAUAGUAGCAGGCUUAUCGAAACUCUCGUCUGAUGUGAAGCAGUGCAGCCUGCCUGACUCGCGAGAGCUCCUUCUGGCCCAGUCUCGCAACCUAUUGAAGGAUAUUGGACAUCAUUGGAGAGCUCGAAUUUUCGAGGAAGACCAGCUGGCAAAGUUGCGGAAGUCUCCAAGGGACCAGUUGAUUCUCGAAGACAACGCCGGAAGAUCCGCUUGCAUUCUCUCCCUUAUUGACAUCACCAGCCCUAUAUUAGAUCUUGAGUGCGACUCAGACUCUCAUAACCAUGUCUUCCUCUCACCGGCUGUUGUGACUCAUCACAUAGAUACCAUCCUUGCUGCAUGCUCUCUUAUGAGUGAAAGCUACUGUCUCGCCGGGCUACCGUGGCCAUUGUUCAUGGCGGGCGUUCAUCUCUUCCGCGACCAAGAUCGGGAGAAAGCAGUACUUCAGGCAUUAGAGAAGGUUUCAGAGGUGGUUUUCCAUCCAUGCGAAGGAGCUAUACGAGUCCUCAAAAUCCUGUGGCAACGCCAAUGGACGGAAGGUUCCAAACUCAGUUGGAGGCAGCUUUUGCAAGAUUCUGGAGAGUCAAUAUAUAUCAUGUUGUGA